CAGCGUUCGUCGCGAAUCGAGAGAUCAGUCCGCAAAAUGUUUCGCAAAUGCAUCGCCAGUCUGGCCAACUUGGCACCCGUCCCCAGUCCGAUUUCGGUUACGGUUCCCAGGAUAAUUGCCCCAGCCGCUAGUCAGCUUGUCCAGCGACGAAGUGUCCACCAGGUGCCCCUCCAGGGAAGACCUCCCAAAAUCCUCAUCACAGGUGGUCUUGGACAAUUGGGAAUCGAAUGUGCUAAACUUCUUCGAACCCAGUAUGGCAGUCAUAAUGUGAUUCUCUCGGACAUCAUUAAACCUAGUCAGUCCAUACUAGAGAAUGGGCCCUAUAUUUUUGCCGAUAUCCUGGACUUUAAGGGUCUGCAGAAGAUUGUUGUGGACCACCGCAUCGAUUGGUUGAUUCACUUCUCAGCUCUUCUAAGUGCUAUUGGAGAACAGAAUGUACCUUUGGCAGUGAGGGUCAACAUUGAGGGCGUUCACAACGUAAUUGAGUUGGCAAAGCAGUACAAGCUGCGCAUCUUUGUGCCCAGCACCAUCGGAGCCUUUGGGCCCGACAGUCCCCGCAAUCCCACGCCAAAUGUUACGAUCCAACGUCCCCGCACCAUUUAUGGCGUUUCCAAGGUGCACGCCGAACUGAUUGGCGAGUACUAUUACCAUAAGUUUGGCCUGGACUUCAGAUGCCUGCGCUUCCCCGGAGUCAUAUCCAGCGAUCCGCCAGGCGGUGGCACCACAGAUUAUGCUGUUGCCGUGUUCCACGAUGCCCUGCGUCAUGGAAAAUACACCUGUUACCUGCGUCCCGAUACAAGACUGCCCAUGAUGUACAUCGAGGAUUGUUUGCGAGCCCUUCUGGAGUUCAUGCAGGCACCCAAUGAACAGCUGAAGCGCCGUGUCUACAACGUCACCGCCAUGUCCUUCACUCCCGAGGAGCUCUUCGCCCAGCUGGGCAAACACGUGCCCAAUCUGCACGUGACCUACCAGCCGGACAGCCGCCAGUUGAUCGCAGAUGCGUGGCCAAUGGUGUUCGACGACUCGGAGGCCCGACGGGACUGGCACUGGCAGCACAAAUACGACUUGGCCCACCUGGUGGACUUCAUGGUCAAGGAUGUCCAGGACAACUACAUCAAUGUGCAUCCGGAGCAGCAGACUCUGCAGAUCUGAUAAUUUGGGGAGCGGAUCAGGCAGAUCGAACAACCGCAUCUAGUAUUCUUAAGUGAUGAAAUUCAAGCGCAUUUAACACUGCAUUUACCUAGUGGAUACCAACACAAAACACUGUUCUAUUUACCUUUGAAAAUACAGUAAGGCAUUUAUUGGAAAGAAAA
Molecule: messenger RNA, 1313 nt
Organism: Drosophila ficusphila
Lineage: Eukaryota; Metazoa; Arthropoda; Insecta; Diptera; Drosophilidae
Gene: Tdh
Product: L-threonine 3-dehydrogenase, mitochondrial
Exons: 6
Coding region: 37-1152 (371 amino acids)
Biological process (GO): L-threonine catabolic process
Molecular function (GO): L-threonine 3-dehydrogenase activity
Source: RefSeq, a predicted model, not a curated record